AUGUCGUCGUUACGUCAGAGCCCACUACCGACGCUUUCGGCGCUAUCGGGGGCGUUCACCGAACUCAACAGCACCCUUGCGCCGUUGCUCGCGCAGAACUACGAGGCGCUCAAUGCGGCGCUGCAGGCCAAUAGCGCAGCCAAAGACGGGGAAGAUGAACUGCACGGCCGUCUCGACGCAGCGCGCAUGCAGGUGUCCGUCGCUUACGUACUCAUGGACCUCGUAUGGAUUCUGCUCAAGGUCAAAGGUGUGGAUCCCACAGGACAUCCCGUGAUGAUGGAGCUCGAACGGGUUAAGGGGUACUUUGGCAAGAUCAAGGGGGUUCAGGAGGGACAGAAGGAGGAUAGUAAGACCAGGGUGGAUAAGAGUGCGGCGGGAAGGUUCAUCCGGGCGGCUCUCGCGGGUGAUGGGUCGCCAGCGGGAGGAAAGCAUACAAAGUUCGACGAGGAGACGCCCAAGAAGGCGGCUGCAAAGGAGACGGAGGCCAAAGCAGCGACAGAGGAAAAGAGCCCAGAGAAGGCGACAGCGACCCCAACAUCGGCGAAUAAGAAGAAGCGACCCGCCAUGGAUCCUUUCGAAGGAUACGACAAGCCAAAGACACCCAAGACAGCUCCUGCGACACCCACAGCGGCAAAGCAGACCGACAGCGCAUCAAGUUCACCCACGAAGAAGCAGAAGAAGAACAAGAAGGCGUCCGCUUCCAAGUGA
This is a messenger RNA of Kalmanozyma brasiliensis GHG001, 708 nucleotides long. RefSeq names its product Sas10/Utp3/C1D. Gene Ontology annotation, cellular component: nucleolus; exosome (RNase complex). The transcript has a single exon. NCBI's taxonomy places the organism in Eukaryota, Fungi, Basidiomycota, Ustilaginomycetes, Ustilaginales. The coding region runs from base 1 to 708 and encodes 235 amino acids. Gene Ontology annotation, molecular function: RNA binding; DNA binding. The record is from RefSeq and is a predicted model, not a curated record. Gene Ontology annotation, biological process: regulation of gene expression; maturation of 5.8S rRNA.